AGGGAAACACGCUUGGGAAGUGGACAUAUAUGCGCUGCCGAAGUUUGAACGGGCGUCCUGGUACGGCAUUCUGUUCUACAACCUCAGCCUCACGCUCAGCAGAAUCUCGAUCAUCCUUCUCUACAAUCGCAUCUUCACCUACACCUGGAUCAGGCGGGCCAUCCGGGUCGUCUUGAUACUCGUCAUCGCCAUCGGCAUCUGGCUUGUCGUAUGCCUGUCCUCUCCUCUCUGAACCUACCUCGAAGGCAAAAGUAUGCAAUUAUCGGCGUAUUCGCCCUCGGUUUCUUUGUCUGCAUCAUCUCCAUUGUCCGUCUCGUCACUCUUAUCGACAUCACCAGGUCGCGAUCAUUGGACGCCGUGUACACCGGCACCAACUUGGUCUACUGGACCACCGUCGAAGUCAACGCGUCCAUCACCUGCGCCUGCAUUAUGACGCUCAAACCCCUCAUUCAGCGUGUCUUCCCGCAACUCCUCUCUCCAAGCAAAGGCGUCCGCGAGCCCCCCACUCUCCAAUGGAUCACGCCCAUCGAACACGACGGUGACAACGACGGUGACAACAACGAUUACGACGACCACCGCCGCGAAGGCAUGCAACGCAUCCACGACGACAACAACUGCCGCCAUCCACACUACGCGACGGCCGGCCCCCUGACGAGGCGGGAAAGCCACACGUCCGCCCACACCGCCCAGACACGUCGCGGCAGCGUCGGCGUGGGCCUUUACCAUAACAAUCACCACCAUGAGGAGACGCUCGAGAAAUCGCGCUACUAUCACAACUUCACCGCGGCGCCGAAGAAGGAAAGCAACGGCGCCGACUACGACCUCGACCGUGACCUCGACCUCGAGGCCCAGCGCACGUGCAGCAACUGCAGUCCGGUGUCGUGGGGGUGGCCGUGGCCGGCGAGCGAGGACGGGCCGCCAAUGCGCGCGGACGAGAGCGGUGGCAGUGGGAUGCGUAGAAGGAGGAGCAGGAGCAGGAGCAGGAACAGGAGCAGGAGCAGCACCAGCACCGGCCGCAGUCGCAGCAGCGACAGCAGUAGUAGUAAUAGCAACAGCAGCAGCAGCGCCGAUGUGCCACCUGAGACGGGAGAUCGGCAAACAGCAAGAGGACGGGCUGAGAAGGCCGGGGGACGGGAAAGAGGGAGAGCGAGAGGCGCUGAAGGGCACAACACGCCGCCGUUGGACUCGGAACUGGCGAGGUAUGUGCUGCGGGCACCGCCGCGGGCGCAUUUGCGGAAACCGCCGCCACCACCCCCGACGCCAGUAUCAGUGAGGUCAGAGCCGUCGACGGUGGAGAAUCCAGGAUACGGUCCGAAAUCGGGUUCGACCACGUCAGGGUCCGGGGACGGGAUUAGGGAGAGUUGGAGGGAAGUAGUAGAGUUGCGGGAGGGGACGGCGAGAAGGUUUCCGCUGAAGACUGGGGUUGGAAUGGAACGAUGCAAAGAGGCGGCGGGUACGGGCCGGGACCGUGCUCAGGAAGGCCGUGGGCAAAGGGAUUGAUUGGGUGUCUCAAUCCAGCUGUCUUGGUGACGAAUUCUCUCCCCUCCCUGUCUGCCUUCCCCUGUCGGAUGGCCUGGAUCGUGUUGUUUGGGGCUCAGGAAAAUGGUUCUACGGACUGCGGUGUCUUUGCCGACUUGGCGUUUGGUAACGGGAAAUGGAAGGGAGCGGCUGGUGGUAUUAACAUGAUGCGACAUGAUUGGGAACGGAUACGCAUGAUACCAUUCUUGCUUAGUUAUUCUGCAUAAUAAUUACCAUUUUGUUCAUGUAGUC
This is a messenger RNA of Thermothelomyces thermophilus ATCC 42464, 1770 nucleotides long. RefSeq lists its product as uncharacterized. Lineage: Eukaryota; Fungi; Ascomycota; Sordariomycetes; Sordariales; Chaetomiaceae. The record is from RefSeq and is a predicted model, not a curated record. The transcript has 4 exons. The coding region runs from base 211 to 1500 and encodes 429 amino acids.